AUGUGGGUCGCAUGGGGCACUCGGUGGCCGCAGAUGGGCGUGCCCAGGCCUGCUACUGUGCUGAUAGGCGCGCGAGGAUUGCAUUCAUCGCUGAGCGUGCCUAAAAAGCAGACGAAGACACGUACGUCGGCCACAAGGAAGGACACGGUAGUGAAAACCCCACGUAAAGAAAAACGGCGUGCCAAAGACAAGAACAAAACGCAGUCAAGUGCGACAAAAGCAGAGACAAAGCUAGAUGACGAUGCCGAUACCGAUGCAAAGAGCGAUGAGAAGCAGAAGAGAGCGACGACAAAGGACACUGGCAGCGCAAGAACCAACUCGAAUACUCGAGCCACAUCGUUCUUGUUUGGCGACGAGGCCCAAAAGGCACGUGUGGUUCGUCUGGAAAUGUGCGAGAAGGAAGCAGAGCAUGGUCUUCGAUUUGGGACUUUGUCCUCGUCGGACGUCCGCAUCAAACCAGUGAAGCCCUUGCGUCCCAUGGAGGUGGCAACGCUCGCUCAUGGCCUGGAUCGUGUCCUGUUUAACCCUGGCAUUCACUGGCUGCGUGAUAAACGAACGGGCAUCUAUAACUUUGAUCCCCAUCUUCGCAGCGUGUUGGAUGUAGAUCUGUUUGACUACAGUGCCUUGCCGCCUUAUCUGACCUCCAGUCGGGACCCAGAAUUGCUGGAAAUUACCAAGAAGCAAAAGAUGAAAUACUGCGGCAGUACAAGUAGCAUGACAGGCCUGCUGAGCCACUGCUACUUUCUGCUGAGUCGAUGGAAGGAACCGGAGAUGGGCGGGUUCAGCCCAAGCUUUAGCGACAUGUCGUCAGGCUUUAGUGAAGGGGCCAAGCUUCCCGUCUCGAUCAAGCUGCAAUAUCAACCUGGUGGCUUUUACGCCGUGGACGCUGAUAAGGGCUCCGAUGGAGAGACGGACAACACGAACUAUGUGCUUACAUCGCUGGGCAAAAGCUUGGAAAAGUUCUUGACGGCGUCGCCGCAAGAGUAUGCCAAGUACGAGCGUGUGAACAGUUGGAAACUCACAGAAAAGGAACGUACGCAAAAAGAAGCAUACCACUAUGCCAAAACCGACCGCUUCCUCCUUCGUUCGCAGCUGGAUUGCCAGGACCCUCGUCUACCGAACAAGACGUUCGACUUGAAGACGCGCGCUGUGGUCUCGAUCCGCAAUGAUCGUGCCAACUAUGCGGAAGGCUCGGGCUACCAAAUCCAACAUGCACGUGGCCUUUGGGAGUCGUUCGAGCGAGAGUAUUGGGACAUGGUCCGAGCCGCUUUUCUCAAGUACAAUUUCCAAGUGCGUAUUGGGCAUAUGGACGGCAUUUUUGUGGCCUACCACAACACAGCGCAGAUCUUUGGUUUUCAAUACAUCAGUCUGGAGGAAAUGAAUAUGCGUCUGUUCGGCAGUAACGAAAUGGGCGAUAUGGCGUACCACAUGUCUCUUGGUUUACUGGAGCGCAUCCUCGAUACAGCGACGGAAUGCAUACCCAAUGAAACGCUCUCCAUCACCAUGGAGACACGACCAGGGUCUGGAUCGAUGUCUGUGAUUGUCGAGGCAAGUUCGUCGCCGCAAGUUCUUCAACUGGAUAUCGAAAUGGACCGCUAUGUGAACGAGGCCUUGGUGCGUGGCCCGGUGGACCUGGCACAAUUCCAUGGGCCGAAGAGUGCAUCGCAACUGGAAGAUAUGCUGCAUGGUCGCCAUGAAGACGAUCUAUCCAAAUUGGAUUGGCAUGUGGACUAUUGUAUCACGCCACGACAUGAUUUGAGUGAGGACCAAGUGCAUGCCAACCUCAAAGACAUUCGGCAGCGACAGCGGGCCAUGCGAACCUUGUGCCUGCCGAAUGUAGCCAUGCUCAAUGAGCGUGAAGCAUACCGUAUUGAGGUCCUAGGCAAGCGGCCAGACGCAUUGAAGCGUUUCCUGGAAGAACGUGAAGAUGGUACGGCGAUAGGUAUGCCGCUCGCGCCAGGGCAGCACACGACACGCGAACUAAUCGAAAAGCAAAAUACCAUACCCCUCGAUGAAGCCCCGAAAAAAGUGCCCACGACACCCGUGCGCUGGCUACGCUACCCGGAUAUGACCGUGAAACGGGUUCGCGAACUCAGUCGACAAGGGCAUGAUAAGCACCAGCAAGAGACGAAAACCACCGCCUUUCAAAAGCCCAAAGUAUACCAAUCCAAACGCCAGGCACAUACAUAG
Malassezia pachydermatis is the source of this 2190-nucleotide messenger RNA. RefSeq lists its product as hypothetical. The coding region runs from base 1 to 2190 and encodes 729 amino acids. The record is from RefSeq and is a predicted model, not a curated record. Lineage: Eukaryota; Fungi; Basidiomycota; Malasseziomycetes; Malasseziales; Malasseziaceae. Gene Ontology annotation, biological process: mitochondrial RNA 5'-end processing. Gene Ontology annotation, cellular component: mitochondrial envelope; mitochondrion. The transcript has a single exon.